Trematomus bernacchii (emerald rockcod) is the source of this 5879-nucleotide messenger RNA. RefSeq names its product phosphatidylinositol-5-phosphate 4-kinase, type II, alpha a (gene pip4k2aa). The transcript is spliced from 10 exons. The record is from RefSeq and is a predicted model, not a curated record. Gene Ontology annotation, molecular function: phosphatidylinositol kinase activity. The coding region runs from base 819 to 2033 and encodes 404 amino acids. Lineage: Eukaryota; Metazoa; Chordata; Actinopteri; Perciformes; Nototheniidae. Gene Ontology annotation, biological process: phosphatidylinositol metabolic process.
UCCUCGAGCUGUCAGUGACAGCAGCUCACAAGAAGCUGCAGACCCACACUCAACCACCCGGUGGUUUUUACCUCGAAAUAACAGCUCCUCUGCGUUUUAAUUCAAACGGAGCAAAGGCAUGACAGGAUAAACCCCUGUCAUCUCCACGGACUGACACGGGCAGGUAGCAGGAGGGCUAGUUGGCUGCUGGUUAGCUUGUAGGCUAAUGCUAGUAGACUAGUGUACGGUGUUUGGUUGUGUUUUUUGCCGUCAGUUGGCUACUUGCUAGCGAAGGUCGGAGGAGCUAACGUUAGCGGAUAGUCAAGAGCGUUUAGUUAGUCAUUCGGCGUCAUUAAGGUGUCAUUUUAAUAAUCUACUCUAAAGCUAAAUAAUUAUUUGUGUUUAUUUGUCACGGGGCUGUAAAGUGUUCCUGUUUAAUUCGUUUGUUAAUAUUGCUGAAUGUAUCGUUGCUAGCUUCUUGGCUAUGCUAACGCCAGCUCACAUCACAGGGGACUAGCUUGUGAAGGAAGGAAGAGAGGUGACUUAUGAUGUGUGCUGAGGGAAGCAGCAUACUGUUGGGCGAAGGAGAGCAGCAGUAUUAGCCUAAACACAUCCUAGUUUAUCCUACUGUUUCUUUCGUAUAGGGCCGUAGCGUGUGUUAAGCUGUUAGGCACGUUUGAUGUAGAAAAUAAUUCGUUGACUUUGAUUUGCGAGAAAUGAAAAGUGUUUGUAUUUCUGAGUCGUGAGCUAGUGGCCACUUGUGCCAGCUUCAAGGGGAGAGACACACUCUGUCAGGAUAAUCGCACAGAUCUGCAAAAACCAACUCAGAUUGCUAAAAGAUGGCUUCGGCGAGCAGCAUUGCCGCAGCUAUUGCGAGCAAAACGAAGACGAAGAAAAAGCACUUCGUCGCCCAGAAAGUGAAGCUCUUCCGUGCCAGCGACCCGCUGCUCAGCGUGCUCAUGUGGGGAGUCAACCAUUCGAUAAAUGAGUUAAGCCAUGUUCAGAUUCCCAUCAUGCUCAUGCCAGACGACUUCAAGGCGUACUCUAAAAUCAAAGUGGACAACCACCUCUUUAACAAGGAGAACAUGCCUAGCCAUUUCAAGUUCAAGGAGUACUGCCCUCUGGUGUUUCGAAACCUCAGAGAGAGGUUUGGCAUCGAGGAUCAGGACUUCUUGAACUCCCUGACACGCAGCGCUCCCUUGAACAGUGACGCCCAGGGUCGCAGUGGGGCGCGUUUCCAUACCUCUUAUGACAAACGCUACGUGGUCAAGACCAUCAGCAGUGAGGAUGUGGCAGAGAUGCAUAACAUCCUGAAGAAAUAUCAUCAGUUCAUCGUGGAGUGCCAUGGCAACACGCUGCUGCCUCAGUUUCUGGGGAUAUACCGGCUCACCGUGGAUGGAGACGAGACCUACAUGAUUGUUACACGCAAUGUCUUCUCUCACAGACUCUCCGUCUACAAGAAAUAUGAUCUCAAGGGUUCCACUGUGGCACGAGAGGCCAGCGAUAAGGAGAAGGCCAAGGAGCUGCCCACCUACAAGGACAACGACUUCAUCAAUAACGGACAGAAGAUCCACAUUGAUGCGGAGAACAAGAAGAUGUUCCUGGAGAAACUCAGGAAAGAUGUGGAGUUCCUGGCCCAGCUGAAGCUCAUGGACUACAGUCUGCUGGUUGGGAUCCACGAUGUGGAACGAGCUGAGCAAGAGGACGUGGAGAGCGAAGACAACGAGGCCGACGAGGAGGGCGAGAGUGACGGAGGGGGUGUUGGAACGCCCCCCGACAGCCCCAGCAACACCCUGGACAGCAACAAGCCUCUGUCCCCCGGAGAGUUUGAUCCCACCAUCGACGUCUACGCCAUCAAAAGCAAUGACACUGCUCCCAGGAAGGAGGUUUACUUCAUGGCGAUCAUAGAUAUCCUUCAGCAUUACGAUGCUAAGAAGAAAGCAGCUCACGCCGCAAAGACUGUCAAACACGGGGCCGGAGCGGAGAUCUCCACAGUGAACCCAGAGCAGUACUCCAAGAGGUUUCACGAUUUCAUCACCAAUAUCCUGUCAUAGCCUCCAGGAGUGACAGGGGGCACGGAGGCACAUGGGAAAGGGAGGGCAAGGGGGGAGUAGGGCGGGGAAGAGAGGUGACGGAGAGAAAAAGCAUCAAGAGGCUGAAUUAAUAAGGUGCUGUGAUGGCUUUGUAUCGCUCUCCCUCUCCUCGUCCCUCCCUGCUUCUCUCUCUCUUUCAGUGGCGUGCCACGCUCUGCAGCUAUAAAAAGAAAACCAUCAUUCGUUUACAUUUAACCUCUCCUCUGUUGACUUUUGUGUUACUCUGAUAAGGGUGUUUAAAGCAAGCGUCCAAGUCAUUACGUUUUUUUUAUAUUAUUUGUUUUUGUCUGUACGGUUGUUUAUGUGGGAAUUUGGCUUAUUUUUUUAUUGCCUCUAUUACAACAUCCAGCUCCCUGCUUUUGUUUUUAUGUUUGUUUUUGUCUUCUCAGUAUGAUAAGUAGGAGGGUAUGAUGUGUACAGUGCAGAGGUCAGAUUACGGCACAAGGCUUGAGCGGGAUGUAACGAGGACAUACAUGUUGAGCCUCGCCUGAUGCAAUUGCUUCAUUUCAGGAAGUGGGAAGCAGUCUUCCAAAAGGCCAACAGCCACACACCCCCACCCAAACGCUAUACUCAGCCAAACAAAUCUUCCCAUUUGCGUUGAUCCUGCAUCCCUCGCCCUUUAGACGCCACCCCUCCGUGUAAAGUUAAGGAGUUGAUCUUCUGGGUUAUCUUCUUGCCACACACUCACAACAAACACAUCUCAUUAGCUGAUUAGUUCACUUGUUGCACCUCAGUGGUUGUCCCUUACGCUUUGUUGUGAUGCACAGUGAUGAAGAAUCAUUUAAGGGAAGGAUACGUACCGUAAAAUGAGGAGAUUGGAGCAUACAAAGUGUUGUUUACUUGCAUUCCCCCUGAAUAUGCCGGGCAUUGUUUUCUGUGGCAGGGGAUGACCCAGAAGUCUUGUGUGGCUGAAGAGAUUUAAGUCACUCCUUGUUAUAUCUACAUACGGGGUGUCAGAUUGAAACAUCAACAGCCCUUUACUUUCUGUUGCCAUCAGCACCUUAUGAGUAAAUCAAAAAAAUGUUGCACUUUUAUUUGUUAUUAGAGGUUAGGAGCUCUUGUUCUGUUACAUGCGCUGCAACAAAGAGGACAAACGUGUUAGAAAUCCUGAUCCCAGAUCCCUCCUCCUCCGCAUGUACUCACCUGCUGGUGUUUCUUACUGUAGGGGUUGGAUGGGAAGACUUUACUGCAAUAUUAGACGGGAAAGUGGAUGAGUUCUGUUCACGGGGGUUUUUGUAAAAUGACGUUUCCGAUCCUUUUGGAAGCACUCUGUGGGGUUGAGGGAUCUGGGAUCAGCUACAGUGUGUCUGUGUUCAGGGCAGGCAGGAGACGGUUUACCUCCAGCAUCGUACCAGCACACCACUCAGUGUGUGUGUGUCAGUGUUCAAAAGUUGUAAAGGGAGAGACAGUGAAAUUAGGGGGGAGGUGGGGAAGAGAAGAAUGAACAGCGACAGCAUCGUUCUCUCCUCUCACCUCGGCUGGUAUUCAUCGUUGUUCGUGUUGUUGUUGUUGACAUUUUAAAGGUGGUUUAACUGUGUUUGAAUUUGGCAGUUUUAUGAAUUGAUGUGGUAAUAAUUUUUUUGUUUCUGUUUGAGGUUUUUUUGUAUAUUUUGCACAAGAGGAAAGGAACCAAAUGUUACGAAUACGAUCCCAAUUAGUUGAUACGGUCUUAACAAGGGAAAUGCAAUAUACUUGUGUGUAAGUGAGAAAAGUUGUUGUGCGUGUGACGUUGUGUAUCACUUUCUGGAUAACCAACUAAAAGUCGUCCUUCUUGACUAUUGUAACCCAUGCAAAAAGCUUCCAUCACAAUAUGUUUGUUUAUCAUAGAAUAUAUUCACAUUUAUAUUUUUACAUUGGAUUUUAGUCAUGAAAUAUAGUUGUAUUUAAAAAAUAAAAAUAAAAAUAAGGAGCCACCCUUGGGAAUGAAUGAUGGUGCUGUGGUAAAUGAAGAAUGAUACUGCUUGAAUUUAUACUCACUAUAGAUGUAAGAAAAAACCUAAAAAAAUUGCAUGUCACAGGACUAAGUUUCCUUCCCCUCUAUCUGUGUUGUUCUCUUCGUGUCCCUACACUUUAACCAGAUUUGUGAGCGUAAAAUAGUCCCUACCAUGCUUUAAAUACCUGUGUUUCAUUGUAUACACUGUGCAAGAUGUGUGCCUUUAUACUCCAAAAUUAUUUAAUUUUAUAUUUUGUAAUCUUUUUUUUAAAACAAAGGUAAAAGGUUAUUUUAAUAAUAGGGUGUUUACUUUGACCUGCAUUAUUUCCAACUUUAAUUUCAACCUCCUCGUUCUUCCACUCCAGCACCUCCUGUAUUGUUCAUAUUAUUCAGUUUAACAAAACCAUCUUAUGAUUGUGUUUUUUAACCGUCAUAAAAGUGAAUAUCUGUCUUGAAUUUUAAUAUGGUGGAUUGGUUUGGAUUCUGUAAAUUCAAAUCUGUCAUUGUGAUAAUUCAGUGUGUGCAGGCGUCUCUACUCUGAGGCGUCUGCUGAUAUUAACCCCUCGUUCGUUCACGCUGGUCCUGCCUUUAUAAAGAGUGUGUGUGUGUGUGUGUGUGGAAGUGCAUUGUGAUGGUGUUUUUGUCGUUCUCUAACUGGCGGCUGCUCAGGAGUCUGUCAGCAUGUUCAUCGCGUUUACCUUCGUAACCACAGAUAUCAGGAAUGUGAUUUUUGUUUUACAAGUUUGUCCACAAUUUCACUUCCCUUCGUCGAUGUAAAACCCAUUUCUGAACCCGGUUUAUGUUCUCCUGAGAUUUUGUGUCUACCACCUGCUUGUUAUCAGGGAGGUCAUCCGCUGAUAGGUCACCCUGAGUCAGUGGUUAAUGGAUAUUUCAGUGUUCUUUCUCUAUUAAUGGGCUGUUUUGUUUCUAUUGUCACGUAGCUCAUACUGUACAUAGGUUGUGUCAUAAAGAAAACAGGAAAUGAGGGAAGACUCAUCUUCUCCUCGUCUGCUUUGCUCUGUUUGAGGCAUAGCUGAGUAGAAAACAGAGCAGUGCAUGCUGGGAGAGUGAGUUUUUUUCUGUUUCUGUUUUGGGAAUAUUAACUCUGGUGAUGCCAGACUUUAACAGAUGCAAAUUUAAAGACGAUAAUAACACACUCGCUCUUCUGCUGUACUUUGACAUGUAAGGCUUUUGUGACUCACGAAUGAGCUCCUUCACCAAACCUGCUGCCACGGUAACUUGCCAAAAGCAUCUUUCAGCAGUCAGAACUACCCACCAUGAGCUUGAAGAACAUUGUGUACAGUGUAAUGUGUCUGUUUGUCUAAACUGAUUUUUUUUAACAUGCACUGGGAGAUGGUGCAUUCGCUGAUAUGUGAACAUGUCCAAAGUUUUGAGAAACAACCCUGUGUUCAUGUGGUGUUCAAGUGUUAAGGGAAUUACAAAUGCAAAUGAGCGAAGGCCAGGCCAGAUCUGCAGAGAUGGAACAUUUCCUGUGGCUUUCUAGGAUUAAAAAAAAAAAAAAAAGUCUUUCUGGACAACAGUUUUGAAAUGGAUUGAAUCCAUUGAAUUUGCAUGUCAACACAUGGCCAGGAAACAUCCUGCAGUCGAGCUUCGGUCUCACAAAAGUCCCAAGUUCUUUUAGACUACAUCUAAAAGACUUACGCAUUAGUGUAUGCACGUGUGUAUGUGUGAGUGUGUGUUAUUGCUGUCUGACAAUGGUUGGUGAGAGCUCCCUUUCAGUGGCAGAGAGGCCAAAAUGAUGAUGUACGUUUAUUGUUCUUCACAUUUAACGAUGAUGAUGAUGAUAAUACACUCCAUCCCAUAAGCUUCACUCAAACCAAUUAAAGCACUUGUUCUGCUUAACUCAAAGUUUA